GUGAAACCGAAAGUGAGUAAGAAUUCAGCACUGGGUUAUCAACGGUUCGACAGACAUUCUCUGACUUGUUUUAAUGUUGAAGCAUUGAGUAUAACGAUUCAAGAAGUAGCAUCUGAAGAAAGACUACAGUGCUGGCAUAAGGUUAAACAUAAAGUUGAUCGACGUCAGCCAUCAUGGCAGGUAGUUCGACUCUAUUCACACUCGUCCUGCUGGCCGUGAAUUACAUUUUGCAAGUUUAUGGGACAAGCUGCCCAAUUGUGGAGUGUUGGUUUGUACAGGAGAAGCCAGGGCGUGGUGGAGGGUUCCCAGCUGCUAUGAAUCAGGACAAGUCCUUGAUGUAUGUUAGAGUAAGCCCCGACAGUACAGGAGCAGAGUCACCACAUAAGACCCCAGCUGGCGUAGACCCCACAAGAAUCUACCGCGUCACUGACCCAAGUGGCUCCCUGUGCAGUUCAUCUCUGCAUUCUCCAGAGGGCUCUGUGAAGAAGCCCCAGUGUGAAAUAAACCCUUUCCUGCCUCAGCCUUCUACGGUCAAUUGGGCUGCCCCGCUCACUAGAUCUGGUCAGAGCCCAAUCUACCUGGAGGCUGACUGGUUUUCAGCUUCGCUGAAGGGUCUCGAUGAUCAACUAGUACUGUCUAGUGUAAUGCGGGCUGCCAAGACCACCAACGAUCUGAAUGUGAUCCUCAGUGUCUUCAGUUCAUCUGCUUUGGUCCGCUCCAGACUGGGUGUACCUGUGGUCCUGAACUGUUGGUUCUGGAAGGAAUCCUCCUCUCCCCUCUCUGAACUGGGGUUUGCAGUAGAAUGGCGGUAUCAGUUCCGGGGGGCAGGGAGGCUUGUUGUGGCCUAUGAUGCCAAGACUGACCGAUUGGCUGAGAGCUCAGAGGAGGGGGCGGAGCUUGACAUCAGUGCCCUGCAUCAAACAGGAAAUGCUUCACUACUCCUUGAGGAAGCUCAAGUCAGACACACUGGGACUUACAUCUGCACUAUAUACCUUCCAUACCUGCUGGCUCAGGUCGCUAUAGAUUUGGAAAUAGUGGAACCCCCCUCCCUCUCCAUCUCCCCCUCUCCUCUUCCCAUCUCCUUCCCUGGUCAGACGCUCACCGUACAGUGUGAAGCCUCUGGCUUUUCCCCCCUCUCUCUGGAGUUCCGCUGGGAGUUUGUGGGGGCAGACGGAACAGUGCAGUCCUUGGGCACGGGGGGGAUGUCGGGGCACAGGCAGGCCUCGGAUGGCACUUUCAGCCAGAGCAGCCGGCUGACACUGGACCUGGGAAAGUUUGACCUGGGCCGGGGAGGAGAGGUGACCUGUGUGGCUGUCCACCCUGGGGGCACCCGACGGACCAGCACAACCCUUAACAUCAUUGGGGUUAGUGGUCCCACCAUAGAAGACUCCAUGGCCAUGGUGGCUGUGGCCUUGGGGUUGUAUGGUCUAAUCAAACUCUGCUCUUGGAUGUUCAGCAGAUCUGGGUCUGUUGCCACUGAUUCAAAAGAAAAGAAGGAGAAAUAAAUUUGAGAAGACAAAGAAUGCAUUUGAAGAUGCAUAGAUCCAUUUUACUGAGGAGGACCUUGAAUUUCCUGUCUGUGUGUGUAUCUCUCUUUUUUCUUUUUUUACGAAGGGGUCAGGUAUUGCAGUGCCAUUGUUUCUUCCAAGUUUGACUCAUCUAUCCUGAAAACAGAUUCCAUGCUUAGUGCUACUUAAUAGGGUUGAUGAUCAUUUAUUCAUCCUUCCAGGGUCAAAUAUGUUUUUGUUUGCUUUUGGGUCAUUUAUUUAAUAACUACAUUUCUGUGAAAUAAAAGGAAGGACAGAAAUUAAUAUCAACUAAUCAAUGAAUUCUACACAAUAGUGAGCAUGUUCAUAACUUUGUGGGUGGUCGGUACAGAAUGACACAAGGGCCUAUUGAAAGUAAUUGAAAUAAGGGUACACCUACAACCUGGGAAAAGAAAAAAAAUCUGCUGGAAUAAUUUACCUUGCAUGUUUUUCUAUGCACCAAGUAUCUUUGCCAUUUGAAAGACUGUGAAAUCUGGCAUAUACACAGAAUGCCAAAAAUGAGUGUCGUUAAUUUAAUUGUUUUCUUUCAACAACUAGAUGUUUUAUUGCACUAUUUUUCUGUAGAACUUAUUUGAAAUAAACAAUUUUUCAGGUAA
Messenger RNA from Anguilla anguilla (European eel), 2143 nucleotides. Its product is annotated as tapasin-like. Gene Ontology annotation, biological process: antigen processing and presentation of endogenous peptide antigen via MHC class I. The coding region runs from base 174 to 1505 and encodes 443 amino acids. Gene Ontology annotation, cellular component: membrane. The transcript has 9 exons. The record is from RefSeq and is a predicted model, not a curated record. Lineage: Eukaryota; Metazoa; Chordata; Actinopteri; Anguilliformes; Anguillidae.